ACAACCGGUGAAACCAUCGGCAAACGAGUAUUAAAACCAAGCAAGAUUUUACGCAUAUAUCUCUGCAAUCCAACGACAACCUCGUCGUUCCAUCUGCUUCAACGAAACCAAAACGGAAAAUGCGCAGCGCCGUCGCCGUGUUUCCUUUCCUGUUCUUCUUGCUGUCCGGGUUUGUUAACGGCCGCGUUCUGCCUGAGUCAACUCCCAGGCCGUCGCCGGACGCCGCCGCCGCCUUCGCGCGGUGGCUGGUGUCUCAGAACUCGUGGGGCGUGCUCAGCACGCUCGCCGCCGACUCGGGAGGAGCGCCGUUCGGAAAUGUCGUGUCGUUCAGCGACGGCUUACCCGACAAAGGCCUCGGAGUUCCGUAUUUUUACCUCACAACUCUCGACCCGACCGCCAGGUACGGCCUGAAAGAUCCCAGAGUAUCGCUUACGCUCAGUGAAUAUUCCCUCGGAACCUGCGGCAACAACGAUCCCGAGAGCCCCCUCUGCUCCAAAAUCACCUUAACAGGAAAGUUCAAAUUGGUCGAUGGGAAAUCUAAGAAUCUUGUAUCAAGUUGGCCUAAGGAUCACAAUUUCGAGGUGUACACUAUGGAGAUUGAGGAUAUAUACCUCAUCAAUUUUUUCGGCGGUCCUAAACCUCUGACGGUAGAUCAGUACCUGAAGUGGAAGAGUUCCUGAAACAUUAGUAUGUAUAUGCUUGUGACAAUGACCAGAUGGUCAGUUCUGUAUUGUAAAUUUGUAAUAAAUGGAGUUUGGUUUUGUUAAAAAUCAAUACAAUGCAAUUAUAAACCGCCUUUAUUAUGUGGGCGUUUUUAUGCUGCUAA
Molecule: messenger RNA, 826 nt
Organism: Ipomoea triloba (trilobed morning glory)
Lineage: Eukaryota; Viridiplantae; Streptophyta; Magnoliopsida; Solanales; Convolvulaceae
Product: protein CREG1-like
Exons: 4
Coding region: 120-680 (186 amino acids)
Source: RefSeq, a predicted model, not a curated record